Messenger RNA from Castor canadensis (American beaver), 1911 nucleotides. The record is from RefSeq and is a predicted model, not a curated record. Lineage: Eukaryota; Metazoa; Chordata; Mammalia; Rodentia; Castoridae.
GAAAAUAAGCUAGUGGGCACGAGCAUCUUGCAGCUGGUGGUGACAGACAGAGACUCCUUUCAAAAUGGGCCUCCCUUCUCAUUCUCUAUUUUGUUGGGAAAUGAAGACCAGGAGUUUGUGUUGGAUCCUCAUGGGGUCCUUCGGUCAGCAGUGGUCUUCCAGCACACAGAGUCUCCAGAAUAUGUGCUGUGUGUCCAGGCGAAGGACUCAGGCAAACCACAGCAAGCUUGUCAUUCCUACAUUCGAGUGCGGGUCAUCGAGGAAAGUAUCCACAAGCCCACAGCCAUCCCCUUGGAAAUUUUCAUUGUCACCAUGGAGGAUGACUUUCCUGGUGGGGUCAUUGGGAAAAUCCAUGCCACAGAUCAAGACAUGUAUGAUGUGCUCACAUUUGCCCUGAAAUCGGAGCAGAAAAGCUUGUUCAAAGUAAACAGUCACGACGGGAAAAUCAUUGCCUUGGGAGGCCUGGACAGUGGCAAGCAUGUCCUAAAUGUGUCUGUGAGUGAUGGCCGCUUCCAGGUGCCCACUGAUGUGGUUGUACACGUGGAGCAACUGGUACGCGAGAUGCUGCAGAACACCGUCACCAUCCGCUUUGACGACGUGUGCCCUGAGGACUUCGUGGGGCUGCACAUGCAUGGGUUCCGGCGCACCCUAAGGAAUGCAGUUCUCACUCAGAAGCAGGACAGCCUGCACAUCAUCAGCAUCCAGCCUGUGGCAGGCACCAACCAGCGGGACAUGCUGUUCGCAGUGGAGAUGCACAGCAGCGAGUUCUACAAGCCAGCCUACCUGAUCCGGAAGCUGUCCAGUGGCAGGCGGCACCUGGAGAACGUCAUGUGCAUCUCAGCUAUCCUGGAGAAGAACUGCUCGGGUCUGGACUGUCAGGAGCAGCGUUGUGAACAGGGCUUGUCACUGGAUUCCCACGUGCUCAUGACCUAUAGCACAGCUUGCAUCAGCUUCGUGUGUCCACGUUUCUAUAGGAACGUGCGUUGCACCUGUAAUGGAGGACUAUGCCCAAGGGCUAACAAUCCCUGUUUGGAGAAGCCAUGUCCAUGGGAUAUGCAAUGUGUCGGUUAUGAAGCCAGCAGGAGACCAUUCCUCUGCCAGUGUCCACCAGCGAAGCUCGGAGAGUGCUCAGGGCACACUUCUCUCAGCUUUGCUGGAAACAGUUACAUCAAAUACCGGCUUUCAGAAAACAGCAAAGAAGAAGACCUGAAGCUAGCUCUGCGCCUGAGAACCCUGCAAAGCAAUGGGAUUGUAAUGUACACCUGAGCAAAGCCCUGCAUGAUUCUGAAGAUCGUGGACGGCAAGCUGUGGUUCCAGCUGGACUGCGGCAGCGGCCCUGGCAUCUUGGGGAUCUCGGGUCGCACUGUCAACGAUGGGAGCUGGCACUCGGUCUUCCUGGAGCUCAAUCGCAACUUCACCAGCCUGGCCCUGGACGACAGCUACGUGGAGCGGCGCAGGGCGCCCCUCUACUUCCAGACCCUGAGCGCCGAGAGCACCAUCUACUUCGGCGCCCUGGUGCAGGCGGACAACGUCCGCGGCCUGGCGGACACGCGGGUCACGCAGGUGCUCAGCGGCUUCCAGGGCUGCCUGGACUCGGUGGUUCUGAACAACGAGCUGCCGCUGCACAACAAGCGCAGCAGCUUCGCCGAGGUCGUGGGCCUGACCGAGCUGAAGCUGGGCUGCGUGCUGUACCCCGACGCGUGCCAGCGCGGCCCCUGUCUGCACGGGGGCAGCUGCACCGGCCUGCCCUCGGGGGGCUAUCAGUGUUCCUGUCUCUCACAGUCACGGGGGAGAAACUGGGAGUCCGAGAUCACAGCCUGCUUCCCAAACCCCUGCCAGAAUGGAGGGUCCUGUGAACCCGAUGAAACACUUUUCCUCUGCAGCUGUAAAACUGGGCUCACCGGAGUCCAC